This is a messenger RNA of Scomber scombrus (Atlantic mackerel), 4872 nucleotides long. It is a transcript of the gene adcy5, whose product is annotated as adenylate cyclase 5. The transcript is spliced from 21 exons. Gene Ontology annotation, molecular function: adenylate cyclase activity. Gene Ontology annotation, cellular component: plasma membrane. Lineage: Eukaryota; Metazoa; Chordata; Actinopteri; Scombriformes; Scombridae. Gene Ontology annotation, biological process: adenylate cyclase-activating G protein-coupled receptor signaling pathway; intracellular signal transduction; cAMP biosynthetic process. The record is from RefSeq and is a predicted model, not a curated record. The coding region runs from base 1 to 3594 and encodes 1197 amino acids.
AUGUCCAGAUCAAACAGUGUCAGCCCACCCGGAGUCGGUGCGCCCGGGCUGAGGGGAGGGACUGAGCACAGAUCAGCUUGGGGAGAGUCUGAGUCUGUGGCGAACGGGUGCCCGUACUCAGCCAGAUCUCCGCGCAAGAAGCUCACCCGGACCAACAGUCGGUGGAGAGAAGAGGAUGAUCAGGAGCACCGGCAGCCCGGGCGAGCCUCCACGACGGUCAGCAGGGUCAGCUUCACGUCUAGGUCGGCUUGGCAGGACCAUGGUGAGGAGAACCGAGACAACAACCGCGCGUCCCCUAAGCGUCCUGACGGCGAGGUGAGACCCAAAUCUGUGGAGCUGGGUCUGGAGGAGCGCAGAGGCAAGCCGAGGGCCGACGAGGAGGAGGUCAUGCCCGAAGUAAACUUUUCUUUAGUUGCCUGCUGCAACAGCGUCAUGCACAUUUUUAAAUCCAAGAAAUUCCAGUCGGAGAAUUUGGAGCGACUCUACCAGCGCUACUUUUUCCGUCUCAACCAGAGCAGUUUGACCAUGCUCAUGGCAGUGCUGGUGCUGGUCUUCACGGUCAUGUUAGUCUUCCACUGCUCCGGUGGGACAGCCAGACCCAGCGUUACUUAUGUGGUGGUAUUUUCUGUGGCCAUCUUCCUCACACUCAUACUCAUGGUGGUAUGUAACAGGAACGGCUUUCACCAGGACCAUAUGUGGAUUGUGUGUUACUUGGUCAUCCUGUUGGUGCUGGUGAUCCAGGUGAUCGGCGUGCUUCUGGUGCAGCCGAGAAGUGCCUCAGAGGGGAUCUGGUGGACGGUGUUCUUCAUCCAUGUCAUCUACACUCUGCUGCCCGUCAGGAUGAGAGCCGCGGUCAUCACUGGAGUUAUUCUAUCUGCCAUCCACGUGGCUGUUUCUUGGAUGUUAAACGGCACGGACAGCUUUCUAUGGAAGCAGAUAGUGUCCAACGUGCUCAUCUUCUCCUGUACUAACAUCGUGGGAGUGUGCACCCAUUACCCCGCAGAGGGCUCCCAGAGGCAGGCCUUCCAGGAGACCAGGGAAUGCAUACAAGCUCGCCUUCACUCCCAGAGGGAAAACCAGCAGCAGGAGCGUCUCCUGCUUUCAGUGCUUCCCCGACACGUUGCCAUGGAGAUGAAAGCCGACAUUAACGCCAAGCAGGAGGACAUGAUGUUUCACAAGAUCUACAUCCAGAAGCACGACAAUGUCAGCAUCUUAUUCGCAGACAUCGAGGGUUUCACCAGUCUGGCGUCCCAGUGCACAGCCCAGGAGUUGGUGAUGACUCUCAAUGAACUCUUUGCUCGCUUUGACAAGCUGGCAGCGGAGAACCACUGUCUGCGGAUCAAGAUCUUGGGAGACUGUUACUACUGCGUGUCUGGGCUGCCAGAGGCGAGGGCCGAUCACGCCCACUGCUGUGUGGAGAUGGGGUGUGACAUGAUAGAGGCUAUCUCGCUGGUACGGGAGGUGACGGGAGUGAACGUGAACAUGCGAGUGGGCAUCCACAGCGGCAGGGUGCACUGCGGGGUGCUGGGACUCAGGAAGUGGCAGUUUGACGUCUGGUCCAAUGACGUCACACUAGCCAAUCAGAUGGAGGCUGGGGGCCAAGCUGGACGGAUCCAUAUCACCAAGGCCACUCUGAAUUAUCUGAACGGUGACUACGAUGUGGAGCCGGGUUCAGGGGGGGAAAGAAAUGCCUACCUGAAGAAGAACAACAUAGAAACCUACCUCAUUGUGGGAUGCAGUCAAAAACGGAAAGAGGAAAAGGCGAUGAUAGCCAAGAUGAACCGACAGAGGACGAACUCUGUCACCCACAACAGCGGCCACUGGACCGACCGUCCCUUCUACAAUCACCUGGGUGGCAACCAGAUCUCCAAGGAGAUGAAGAGGAUGGGAUUUGAAGACCCCAAGGACAAGCAUUUCAUAUUCAGAAAUGCUCAGGAAAAUCUAAACCCGGAGGACGAGGUGGAUGAGUUCCUGGGCCGGGCCAUCGACGCACGCAGCAUCGACCGCCUGCGCUCCGAACACGUGAAAAAGUUCCUGCUCACCUUCAGAGAGCCUGACCUAGAGAAAAAGUACUCCAAACAGGUGGACUCCAGGUUCGGGGCCUACGUGGCCUGCGCCUCCCUCGUCUUUCUCUUCAUCUGCUUCAUCCAGAUCAUCAUCGUGCCACCCUCCAGCCUGAUGAUCGGCUUCUUCAUCACCUGUCUGAUCAUCCUGACGGCUGUCAUGUUCGUGUCAGCUGUGUACUGCUGUUUCGGGCUCUUCCCAGUCCCACUGCAGGCUUUGUCUAAGAGGAUAGUCCAGUCAAGACUGAACAGCACCCUGGUGGGCGUCUUCACCAUCAUCAUCGUCUUUCUGUCUGCUUUCAUCAAUAUGUUCACCUGCAGCAGCCACGACCUGCGGAGCUGCAUCAGGGCCGAGCUCAACAUCAGCCUGGACAGUGUGAACGCCUGCCACGCCCACCUCCUCAACUACAGCCUGGAGAUUGAGCACAACCCCUGUGAAGAAGACGCACUCAUCUGCAGCUUUCCUGAGUACUUCUCAUCCUGCGUGUUGCUCAGCCUGCUGGCCUGCUCGGUCUUCCUGCAGGUCAGCAGCAUCGGUAAACUCUUCCUCAUGCUCUUCAUCGAGCUGCUCUACCUCCUUAUCAUGGAGGUGCCCAAAGUGAGUCUCUUCGACAACCAGGACCUGCUGGUCAUGGCCAACGCCAUCAAUGCUGUCGAGCAUAUGAAUGGGACAAGCUGUGUGAUGGACUCCAAGGUUCCUCUGAAGAUCAUGACACCAGUGGUCAUCACCGUCUUUGUUCUUGCCCUGUACCUUCACGCCCAGCAGGUGGAGUCCACAGCCAGGCUGGACUUCCUGUGGAAGCUGCAGGCCACAGAGGAGAAGGAAGAGAUGGAGGAGCUGCAGGCCUACAAUCGCCGCCUGCUCCACAACAUUCUGCCCAAAGACGUGGCCGCCCACUUCCUGCAGCGCGAGCGGCGCAACGACGAGCUCUACUACCAGUCGUGCGAGUGCGUCGCCGUCAUGUUCGCCUCCAUCAGUAACUUCUCAGAGUUCUACGUGGAGCUGGAGGCCAACAACGAGGGGGUGGAGUGUCUGCGGCUGCUCAAUGAGAUCAUCGCUGACUUUGACGAGAUCAUCAGUGAGGACCAGUUCCGUCAGCUGGAGAAGAUCAAAACCAUCGGCUCCACCUACAUGGCGGCUUCCGGCCUGAACGACUCCACGUACGACAAGGCCGGGCGCUCGCACAUCCGCGCCCUGGCCGACUACGCCAUGAGGAUGAUGGACCAGAUGAAAUACAUCAACGAACACUCCUUUAACAACUUCAAGAUGAAAAUAGGUCUUAACAUGGGUCCGGUGGUUGCCGGGGUGAUCGGGGCGAGGAAGCCUCAGUACGAUAUCUGGGGGAACACGGUGAACGUGGCGAGUCGCAUGGACAGCACAGGUGUACCAGAGAGGAUCCAGGUGACUGCAGAUCUGUACCAAGUCCUGAGCUCCUAUAACUACACAUUAGAAUACAGAGGUUUGGUCACAGUCAAGGGCAAAGGAGAGAUGAUGACUUAUUUUCUCACCGGCGGACCCUCAAGCAGUUAACCCACACUAAAGUGACAGACAGACACACUUUGUAGGCACCUUAGCUCUGCCUCUGACACAGCGAGCAGGCUCACGGACCUCAAAUAGCUCACGGCGGACUGAGACCAACUCUCUCUUCUCGCAGCGCCGACGGCCCUCUCGAACCUACGGAGGUCACUACAUGGGGACGGCCGAGAAAACUCACCCCCGAACCCACCGAACCUUCAGCCUGUAGAGGAGAACCACAAGUGGGCUAGCCUGAGUCUGUCGUUGAGACCAAAGAUGUCCGAUCAGAGCGUGUAGACAGAUUUCGCCACCUGGGUCUCGGUCCUGACGGGGAAAAAAUUCUCUGAGAAACUUUUGUUUGCUUCAAGUCUGCUAGAUUAUUUUUUUUCUGAGGGUUUUUUGGACAAAACUUUCGGGAGGACAUUGAACGGUGUCACUUCCCUUCCUAUCGCUCUGCCUUUCUCCUGCUGAAGUAUAUAUAUGUACAUGUAAAACACAAGACAGUUUUAUGUGUAUGUAUACGAUUGUAUGUAAAAAAAAAAAAGAAAACACAUUUUGUCCCACGCUGUUGUGACACAGGUACGAAUCUCUCAAGCGUGGAUACCCGAGCAGCACUAUCCGUCCCUGUAUCAAUACCCGAUCACGUCAGUAAUUAACCGAUCGACUGAAGGAGUCGCAGUAAGUCGUUGCGUAUCCACGACGAGGUCCCUCAAGAGAGUUUAAGAGAACAGAGAGAAACCACUUCCGUUACACACUCACACUACAGUAUCAACAGCAUACACACACAUACACACACACACACAAAAACAUAAAAGGAUGUCAAUGAAGACCUUUUUCUAAUCUUCGACAUUUUGUAUUUCGACUUCGGAAAAAAACACCAAACUCUAUCAGAUAUUUUAAGAGUCUAUAUUUUGUACAUUAAUAUAUUAGAGAGCUAUCUAUAAACACCGAUGUGUAUUCAGAUGUACAUACUGUAUCACUCUCAUGUUGGGAUUGCGGAGGUCCUCACUGGUGUCGCCUGGUCUUUACGUUAGCAUCACAGCUGAUGUACCGUUUAAGCUUCGGCGGCUCAAACCCCCUCCCCCGCCCCCCCCGCCCCUCCCGAUGCUCUUUUCCUAACGUCGACCGCUUCGAUCCGCAGGGAGUCGAUUAAUCGCAGACCGGAUGGAGGUUACUGAUGGCCCCCCCCAUCCCCCCCUCUCCCUUCUCGUGUGUCUGAAUUUCACUGCAACAAGGAAGGACUUUGAAUGACAGGCUAGAGGACGUGGAACGCAUCACUCUUGGUGCUCAGAA